UCCUGUUUUAGUACCGAGAGAGCCACCGUACCGAGACACAUUGGAGCUGGAAUACAGUCACUUAGGACUCGAUUAUGUUUAGAUUUAUGUUUAUUUUAUCAAAGACAAGGUUAUUUAUUUUCCAGCACGAGGUCUACAGUUAUAUUUAUUAAUGAUGUCACGUCAGCGUUUCGUCUUAUUAGGUAGCUAGAUAGCCACAUAUUUAUUAUUGCGCUGCCAACCCUUGUUCCUUUCCUGUGUCAAUGAUUCUCCUACCCUCACUCUUAUGGCGGAGACUAAAAUAAUAUAUCACAUUGACGAGGAGGAGACUCCUUAUCUAGUGAAAUUAUCCGUUUCUCCUGAGAAAGUCACUUUAGCGGAUUUUAAAAAUGUCCUCAACAAUCGUCCGGUCAAUAGCUACAAAUUCUUCUUCAAAUCCAUGGACCAGGAUUUUGGGGUUGUCAAAGAGGAGAUUUCCGAUGACAACGCCAAGUUGCCCUGCUUCAACGGGAGAGUGGUGUCCUGGCUCGUCCUGGCAGAGAGCUCUCACUCUGAUGGGGGGUCCCAGUGUACAGAGAGCCACCCAGAGCUGCCACCCCCCCUGGAGAGGACAGGGGGCAUCGGUGACUCCCGCCCACCCUCCUUCCAUGCCAACGCGGUGAGCAGUCGGGAUGGCCUGGACACAGAGACGGGCACAGAGUCCCCCCUGAGCCACCGUAGGGAGAGAGAGAGAGAACGUGCCCGGAGGAGAGCACGAGAGACUGAAAUCCCUCGAAUCAACGGCCACUCUAAGUCGGAGCGCACAGCAAGGGACUCCGCCAUGGGCUACGACAGUGCCUCAGUAAUGAGCAGUGAGCUAGAGUCCAGUUCCUUCGUCGACAGUGAGGAAGAUGAGGACGCUAGCAGGGGUGCUGCCCUGCGGCUGACCCUGUGCUGCUCUCAACCUGCAGUACUCAGCAGCUCCACAGAGCAGAGCUCGUCCUCUCAGCUGAUGCGCAGACACAAACGCCGCAGACGGAGGCACAAAGUGGCCAAAAUAGACAGGUCUUCGUCUUUCAGCAGCAUCACCGAUUCCACAAUGAGUCUCAACAUCAUCACUGUCACACUCAACAUGGAGAAGUAUAACUUCCUGGGUAUCAGUAUCGUGGGGCAGAGUAACGACCGGGGGGACGGGGGGAUCUACAUCGGCUCCAUCAUGAAGGGAGGAGCUGUGGCUGCAGACGGCAGGAUAGAACCUGGGGACAUGCUCCUACAGGUGAACGAUGUGAACUUUGAGAACAUGAGCAACGAUGACGCUGUGAGGAUCCUGAGAGAGAUUGUCUCCAAAACAGGUCCUAUUAGUCUUACUGUGGCCAAGUGUUGGGACCCGUCUCCGCGAAGCUACUUCACCAUCCCCCGGGGUAAGACACUCACCGAUGUUCCACCAACAACAGCUGAACCAGUGAGGCCCAUCGACCCUGCUGCCUGGAUCUCCCACACAACUGCCCUGACCGGACCCUAUCCACACUACGAAUUUGACGACUUGCCGCUAUCUGCGAGUAAGACGGACAUAUCAACCAUCGUCAAGGUGAUGCAGCUGCCUGACUCUGGUCUGGAGAUCCGGGACAGGAUGUGGUUGAAGAUCACCAUUGGCAACGCUGUCAUCGGUGCUGACGUGGUGGACUGGCUCUACUCCAGGGUGGAGGGCUUCAAGGACAGGAGAGAUGCCAGGAAGUAUGCCAGCAGUCUGCUGAAACAUGGCUACCUGAGACACACCGUCAACAAGAUCACCUUCUCAGAGCAAUGCUACUACACCUUCGGAGACCUCUGCCAAAACAUGGCGUCUCUCAACCUGAAUGAGGGUUCCAGUGGUGGGGGCUCUGAGCAGGACACCCUGGCCCCCCUCCCUCCCCCUGCCACCAACCCGUGGCCCCUGGGGGGUCAGCCAUUCCCCUACCCCCCCUUCCCCUCCGCACCUGCAGGCUUCCCCCCGGGCUACUCAGACCCCUGCCACAGUUUCCACAGUGGGAGUGCUGGCAGCCACAACAGUGAGGGUCGAUCAUGAUUCAACAUGGUUCAUGCAGAGGACAGCUCUUCAGUACUGGGUGUGUACACUAAGUACCGUAUCCGCUUUUGGCUGAUUAUUGCUUGCACGAAAUGAUCAAAUGAGGUCCCACCCUCCCAUCAAUUCUUGAACUAUAUUUUGUUUGAUUUCAACAUGACACUACACAAUACAUUGCUCUGUUGCUGCUGCACGGUUUGUAAUCGUUCCGACAUCGUACUGCACUGAGGGAGAGUGGCAUCAGGGUGGGGUGGUAAUAACUAGCCUGUAUGGAGAUUUUUGGUCUUUUGUUUCACAUUUGUCAUCAUAUUGCUCUUCUGUCUGAUUUCCAGCUUCUGUUCAAAUCACUAUGAAGUCACUCAUCCAGACGUUGUCAUCACAUGGUUUUAGUCAUCUCCCAUUAUUUCAAAAGGAUUCCCAUUGCAUUCAGACGUCAUUGUCCUGGACUGUGCUGAAUGGUAGAGAGGUGUGAUACGGUAAUGAGACAGUUUCUUAGGGCAGAAGAGUGAUGAGGAUGAAUCAUCAGUAGGACAGUUGUAGGACUGAGGGUAUGUUCACAUCUCAACUUUAUAUUUUAUAUAAGUUGUUUUAUUCCGUUUGAUCUUUUGCUGCAUGUCUUGAUUGACAUCUUCAGGUUUUUUUUCAUUUGGCACUUCCAGGUGAGCAUUUGUGGAUGUUCAUCAUGAAAAUGUGAGUGUGCGGGUGUGUGAGAGAGAGAGAGAGAGAGUAACAGGACAUUUGUUGGCGAGUAUCUGAGGACAUUUCAUUGCUCUAACUCAUCAUUCAGUAGGUUUGCUGUAAAGUAAGUUAGGCUGCAGUUGGACCAGAACAGGAUAGGGGAUAGACUAGAAUUAAAUAGAGGGAGCCGCUCUGGGUUAGAUGGGGCUCGGCUUGAUGGGUUUGAAAAGGUUAGGCUGGGUUGGGAGGUGACAGCAGUAGACAGGUUGGUUGGGAGGUGACAGCAGUAGACAGGUUGGGUUAGGAGGUGACAGCAGUAGACAGGUUGGGUUGGGAGGUGACAGCAGUAGACAGGUUGGUUGGGAGGUGACAGCAGUAGACAGGUUGGGUUAGGAGGUGACAGCAGUAGACGGGUUGGGUUAGGAGGUGACAGCAGUAGACAGGUUGGGUUAGGAGGUGACAGCAGUAGACAGGUUGGGUUGGGAGGUGACAGCAGUAGACAGGUUGGGUUAGGAGGUGACAGCAGUAGACAGGUUGGGUUAGGAGGUGACAGCAGUAGACAGGUUGGGUUAGGAGGUGACAGCAGUAGACAGGUUUGGUUGGGAGGUGACAGCAGUAGACAGGUUGGUUAGGAGGUGACAGCAGUAGACAGGUUGGUUAGGAGGUGACAGCAGUAGACAGGUUGGGUUGGGAGGUGACAGCAGUAGACAGGUUGGGUUGGGAGGUGACAGCAGUAGACAGGUUGGGUUAGGAGGUGACAGCAGUAGACAGGUUGGUUAGGAGGUGACAGCAGUAGACAGGUUGGGUUGGGAGGUGACAGCAGUAGACAGCUUGGGUUAGGAGGUGACAGCAGUAGACAGGUUGGGUUGGGAGGUGACAGCAGUAGACAGGUUGGGUUAGGAGGUGACAGCAGUAGACAGGUUUGGUUGGGAGGUGACAGCAGUAGACAGGUUGGGUUGGGAGGUGACAGCAGUAGACAGGUUGGGUUGGGAGGUGACAGCAGUAGACAGGUUGGGUUGGGAGGUGACAGCAGUAGACAGGUUGGGUUGGGAGGUGACAGCAGUAGACAGGUUGUGUUGGGAGGUGACAGCAGUAGACAGGUUGGUUAGGAGGUGACAGCAGUAGACAGGUUGGGUUAGGAGGUGACAGCAGUAGACAGGUUGGGUUAGGAGGUGACAGCAGUAGACAGGUUGGGUUGGGAGGUGACAGCAGUAGACAGGCUGGUUAGGAGGUGACAGCAGUAGACAGGUUGGUUAGGAGGUGACAGCAGUAGACAGGUUGGGUUAGGAGGUGACAGCAGUAGACAGGCUGGGUUGGGAGGUGACAGCAGUAGACAGGUUGGGUUGGGAGGUGACAGCAGUAGACAGGUUGGGUUAGGAGGUGACAGCAGUAGACAGGUUGGUUAGGAGGUGACAGUAGUAGACAGGUUGGUUAGGAGGUGACAGCAGUAGACAGGUUGGUUAGGAGGUGACAGCAGUAGACAGGUUGGUUUAGGAGGUGACAGCAGUAGACAGGUUGGUUAGAAGGUGACAGCAGUAGACAUGUUGGUUUAGGAGGUGACAGCAGUAGACAGGUUGGGUUAGGAGGUGACAGCAGUAGACAGGUUGGUUAGGAGGUGACAGCAGUAGACAGGUUGGGUUAGGAGGUGACAGCAGUAGACAGGUUGGUUAGGAGGUGACAGCAUUAGACAGGUUGGUUAGGAGGUGACAGCAGUAGACAGGUUGGUUAGGAGGUGACAGCAGUAGACAGGUUGGUUAGGAGGUGACAGCAGUAGACAGGUUGGGUUGGGAGGUGACAGCAGUAGACAGGUUGGUUAGGAGGUGACAGCAGUAGACAGGUUGGUUAGGAGGUGACAGCAGUAGACAGGUUGGUUAGGAGGUGACAGCAGUAGACAGGUUGGGUUAGGAGGUGACAGCAGUAGACAGGUUGGUUAGGAGGUGACAGCAGUAGACAGGUUGGUUAGGAGGUGACAGCAGUAGACAGGUUGGGUUAGGAGGUGACAGCAGUAGACAGGUUGGUUAGGAGGUGACAGCAGUAGACAGGUUGGGUUAGGAGGUGACAGCAGUAGACAGGUUGGUUAGGAGGUGACAGCAGUAGACAGGUUGGUUAGGAGGUGACAGCAGUAGACAGGUUGGUUAGGAGGUGACAGCAGUAGACAGGUUGGGUUAGGAGGUGACAGCAGUAGACAGGUUGGGUUAGGAGGUGACAGCAGUAGACAGGUUGGGUUAGGAGGUGACAGCAGUAGACAGGUUGGGUUAGGAGGUGACAGCAGUAGACAGGUUGGGUUAGGAGGUGACAGCAGUAGACAGGUUGGGUUGGGAGGUGACAGCAGUAGACAGGUUGGUUAGGAGGUGACAGCAGUAGACAGGUUGGUUAGGAGGUGACAGCAGUAGACAGGUUGGGUUGGGAGGUGACAGCAGUAGACAGGUUGGGUUGGGAGGUGACAGCAGUAGACAGGUUUGGUUAGGAGGUGACAUCAGUAGACAGGUUGGUUAGGAGGUGACAGCAGUAGACAGGUUGGUUAGGAGGUGACAGCAGUAGACAGGUUGGGUUAGGAGGUGACAGCAGUAGACAGGUUGGUUAGGAGGUGACAGCAGUAGACAGGUUGGUUAGGAGGUGACAGCAGUAGACAGGUUGGUUAGGAGGUGACAGCAGUAGACAGGUUGGGUUAGGAGGUGACAGCAGUAGACAGGUUGGUUAGGAGGUGACAGCAGUAGACAGGUUGGGUUAGGAGGUGACAGCAGUAGACAGGUUGGGUUAGGAGGUGACAGCAGUAGACAGGUUGGGUUAGGAGGUGACAGCAGUAGACAGGUUGGGUUAGGAGGUGACAGCAGUAGACAGGUUGGGUUAGGAGGUGACAGCAGUAGACAGGUUGGGUUGGGAGGUGACAGCAGUAGACAGGUUGGUUAGGAGGUGACAGCAGUAGACAGGUUGGUUAGGAGGUGACAGCAGUAGACAGGUUGGGUUGGGAGGUGACAGCAGUAGACAGGUUGGGUUGGGAGGUGACAGCAGUAGACAGGUUGGGUUGGGAGGUGACAGCAGUAGACAGGUUUGGUUAGGAGGUGACAGCAGUAGACAGGUUGGUUAGGAGGUGACAGCAGUAGACAGGUUGGGUUAGGAGGUGACAGCAGUAGACAGGUUGGGUUAGGAGGUGACAGCAGUAGACAGGUUGGGUUGGGAGGUGACAGCAGUAGACAGGUUGGUUAGGAGGUGACAGCAGUAGACAG
Molecule: messenger RNA, 5925 nt
Organism: Salvelinus fontinalis (brook trout)
Lineage: Eukaryota; Metazoa; Chordata; Actinopteri; Salmoniformes; Salmonidae
Product: segment polarity protein dishevelled homolog DVL-1-like
Exons: 16
Coding region: 266-2023 (585 amino acids)
Biological process (GO): intracellular signal transduction; canonical Wnt signaling pathway
Cellular component (GO): cytosol
Molecular function (GO): frizzled binding
Source: RefSeq, a predicted model, not a curated record